This is a messenger RNA of Spirodela intermedia, 1040 nucleotides long. The record is from the annotation of a GenBank genome assembly. NCBI's taxonomy places the organism in Eukaryota, Viridiplantae, Streptophyta, Magnoliopsida, Alismatales, Araceae.
AUGCUCAAAAUGGGAUACAAACAAAGUCAAAGUAAUCACAUUUUAUUUUUCAGCCAUUCCUCUUCAGGGGGAGUUACCACUCUAAUAGUAUAUGUGGACGAUAUUAUUGUGACUAGAAAUGAUGAUGCAGAAAAAAGACUUCUAAGUCAAUGUUUAUCUCAAGAAUUCGAGAUGAAAACUGUAAGAAGAUUAAAAUACUUCCUAGGUAUUAAAGUUGCAUAUUUUAAGAAUUCUAUUUUUCUAUCUCAACAAAAAUAUGUGAUAGAUUUGCUUCAAGAAACUGGAAAAACAACCUGCAAACCAGUUAAUUCUCCAAUUGAUCCUAAUCUCAAGUUAACUGCAGUGGAGGAAGACAUUGUUGUGGAUAAAGGGACGUAUUAACGACUGAUAGGUAAACUGAUUUGACUAUCACAUAUACGGCCAGACAUAGCAUAUGCAGUCAGCGUCAUUAGUAAGUUCAUGCACAAUUCGAAACAAAUACAUUUACAGGCAACAUAUCAUGUUCUACACUUUCUAAAAGGAAUAACAGGAAAAGACAUUCUGUUCAAAAAACAUGAUUAUCUAGCACUUGAAGUGUACACAGAUGUAGUUAUGCUGGAUCGUAGAUCAACGAUCAACAUCAGGAUACUGUACAUUUCUUGGAGGUAAUCUUAUUACUUGGAGAAGUAAAAAACAGAAUGUCAUAUCUAGAUCAAGUGCAGAAGCUGAAUUUCGUGCUAUGGCACAAGGUAUUUGUGAGAUUUUAUAGGUCAAUAUCAUAUUGAAGGAUUUGAAGAUCAAUAUAGAUGGUCCAAUGAAGCUUUAUUGUGAUAAUAAAUCAAUGAUUAAUAUUGCUCACAACCCUGUUCAGCAUGACAGAACUAAUCACAGAGAUUGAUUGCCACUUCAUAAAAGAGAAGAUAGAUAGUGGACAGAUAUGUACUAUAUAUGUGCCUACAAUUGAUCAAAUCGCAGAUAUAUUCACGAAAGGACUAUGUGGCAACAUAUUCUAUCAUCUUGUGUCCAAGUUGGGAAUGGACAAUAUACAUUCACCAGCUUGA